AUGAGGCUGGCUGUGUUGUUUUCUGGGGCUCUGCUGGGCCUACUAGCAGCCAAGGGGGCAGGAAAUGACUGUCCUCAUAAAAAAUCAGCCACUCUGCUGCCGUCUUUCACGGUGACCACUACAGCUACAGAAAGCACAAGCUCUGCAACAACCAGCCACAGAACUAAGAGCCAUGAAACCACCACUCUCAGAACAACUACCACAGGUACUACGAGCCAUGGACCUACAACUGCCACUCACAGUCCUGACACUACCGCCAGUCAUGGAAAUACCACAGUUCAUCCAACAAGUAAUAGCACUUCUACCAGCCCAGGAAACACCACUUCAUCCAUCCCAGGACCACUUCCACCCUCUCCAAGCCCUAGCCCAGGCUCCAAGGAAGCUAUAGGAGACUACAAGUGGCCUAAUGUUUCCCAACCCUGUGUCCGGCUCCAAGCUCAGAUUCAGAUUCGAAUCCACUACCCAACCCAGGAUGGAGAGGAGAUGUGGGGCAUCUCUGUAUUGAACCCCAACAAAAUCAAGGUCCAAGGGAUCUGCGAGGGCACCCAUCCCCAACUGCUCCUCUCAUUCCCCUAUGGCAGGCUCAGCUUUGGCUUCACGCAGAACUCAACACAGAAAGUUGUCUACCUGAACUACACAGCUGUGGAGUACAAUGUGUCCUUCCCCAAGGCAGCACAGAGGACAUUCUCAGCUCAGAAUUCAUCCCUUCGAGAUCUCCAAGCCCCCCUUGGCCAGAGCUUCAGCUGCAGAAAUGCAAGCAUCAUUCUUUCACCAAGUUUCCACCUUGACCUGCUCUUUAUGAAAUUACAAGCUGUUCAACUGCCCCCCACAGGGGUCUUUGGACCAAGUUUCUCUUGUCCCAGUGACCGCUCCAUCUUGCUGCCUCUCAUCAUCGGGCUGGUCCCCCUUGGCCUCCUCAUCCUGGUGCUCGUUGCCUUCUGCGUCGUCCGGAGACGGCUGUCCACCUACCAGCCCCUCUGA
Orycteropus afer afer is the source of this 981-nucleotide messenger RNA. It is a transcript of the gene CD68, whose product is annotated as CD68 molecule. Lineage: Eukaryota; Metazoa; Chordata; Mammalia; Tubulidentata; Orycteropodidae. Bases 1 to 981 code for a protein of 326 amino acids. Gene Ontology annotation, cellular component: membrane. The transcript has 6 exons. The record is from RefSeq and is a predicted model, not a curated record.